Molecule: messenger RNA, 1904 nt
Organism: Anolis sagrei ordinatus
Lineage: Eukaryota; Metazoa; Chordata; Lepidosauria; Squamata; Anolidae
Source: RefSeq, a predicted model, not a curated record
CGGCCUACACUUCCGGUGGCGCCGCGGCCUAUACUUCCGGUGUUGCUCCCAGGGAGUCUCUUGUUUCUUUCGCCCGGGGGAUGGGGAGGAUGUGGCCGGCGGGGAUGCGGAGGUGUUUGGGCUUGGCGUUGGGAAAGAGGGCGGUCUUCUCAGGCGGAGGAAGGCCUCCUUUUCCUCCUCCUCCUCCUGGUUGGCGUUGGGCAGCGAUGGGAGCGUGCGGAGCGGGGGCCGGGCUUCUGCUGCUGUUCUUCCUCCCUCGCAAACGGCGGAGGCCCGAGGAAGGCCUGGUCCCCGCGCUCUUAGCCGCCGUGCCUUCCCCGCCGCCUUCCCCGCGCACCACUUACAACUUCAUCGCCGACGUCGUGGAGAGGACCGCCCCGGCCCUCGUCUACAUCGAGAUCCUGGGGAGGCACCCCUUCUCUGGGCGUGAGGUGCCCAUCUCCAAUGGCUCAGGCUUCGUUGUGUCUUCGGACGGGGUGAUUGUGACCAACGCGCACGUGGUGGCCAACCGGAGGCGAGUGCGGGUACGCCUGGCCAGCGGGGAGCUCUACGAUGCGACAGUGCGGCAGGUGGACCAGGUGGCCGACAUCGCCACCCUGAAGAUCUCCCCCAAGAAACCCCUCCCCACACUCCGCCUGGGCCGCUCCUCGGAGGUGCGCCAGGGGGAGUUUGUGGUGGCCAUGGGCAGCCCCUUCGCCCUCCAGAACACCAUCACCUCCGGCAUCGUCAGCUCGGCCCAGCGGGGGGGCCGGGAGCUGGGCCUCUCCUCCUCGGACAUCGAGUACAUCCAGACCGAUGCCGCCAUCGACUUUGGGAACUCUGGAGGCCCCCUUGUCAAUCUGGACGGAGAGGUGAUUGGGGUGAACACCAUGAAGGUGACGCCUGGGAUUUCCUUUGCCAUCCCCUCGGAUCGUCUCCGGGCCUUUCUGGAGAAGGAGGAGAAGCACAAAGACUCCUGGUUUGGUGGCACGACGGAGGGGAAGAGACGCUACAUUGGCGUGAUGAUGCUGACCCUGACCUCCAGCAUCUUGUCAGAACUGAAGAUGAGAGACCCUUCCUUCCCGGACAUCUCCUAUGGAAUCCUGAUCCACAAGGUUAUCAUUGGUUCUCCAGCGCACCAGGCAGGACUCAAGGCGGGUGACGUGGUGGUGGAGAUCAACGGCCGGGCUUCUCGCCGGGCGGAGGACGUCUACGAGGCCGUGCGGACCCAGGACCACCUGACCCUGCUGGUCCGCCGGGGCUACGAGGCCCUGCUCUUGACCAUCACCCCGGAAACUACCGAGUGAAGCCGGAACGAGGCAGAAUGGUCCCUUUAUUUUCAAAAUGGAUGCCUUGUUCAAGGGGGCAUUAAAUCAGAGUUUCCCCCUCGAAAGUGGGGAUGUGCUAGGUGACCCCCACAUUCCUCAAAGCGGACUGUGGAACGGCUGUGUGGCAGUAGCUGUGCUCUCUUCACUCCCUGGCUUGUGUGCACAGGUUCCAGGUUUUAGCCUGCCACUUUUGGACUCUUGUUUGCUGAGGCCCACUAUGUUGACAAUGAGAACACAAGGGCAGACACGCAUGGGGGGAGCUUAUAUUGAGUACCUUGGGGGCCACCUUUUGUGUCCCUUGUAGCUUGAACUGGUCCAGAAAUUCAUAUCUUAUGUGCAUUGCAUCGCAUCUCUUCUUAAAGGACUUGGUGUGAAAUCAGAAGAUAAUGUCGUGGCCGCGGCCUGUGCUGGAUGGGGAUUGUGGGAGUUGUAGUCCAAUGCAGAAAGAGGGAUCUGGAUUGUGUAGGCUGCUAUAAGGACUGGCGCCUUGAGCGUUCUUUCUUUUUUUACAGUAGCUGCCGGAAAAUUAUGUGUGGGGUCUGUGGGGCUUGACCCACCCUCCAAAGGUUUUGAUGAAAUAAAUCUUGGGACGCUGCA